Molecule: messenger RNA, 2043 nt
Organism: Acanthochromis polyacanthus (spiny chromis)
Lineage: Eukaryota; Metazoa; Chordata; Actinopteri; Pomacentridae
Gene: sil1
Product: SIL1 nucleotide exchange factor
Exons: 12
Coding region: 165-1547 (460 amino acids)
Source: RefSeq, a predicted model, not a curated record
GACGCAGCUGAAGAAGAAUGAGUACGUGGACCAAUGACAGCUGAAUGGAGACUUCAGAUGUUUGCGGGAGCAGUUGGAGUGAUUGUGAGCUUUAAAAGAAGAGAAGAAACGUUUAAAGAACAAUUUUCUUCUUGUCAGCCUUUAUUUUCAUAGAAACAGUCACCAUGAGGUUUACUUCCAGUCCUGUCAGAAAAUCUUCCCUCAGCAGCUCCAUCCUGACUGUCGUCUUGUUGCUGCAUUGCUGCCACAUCACCGGCAUUUAUGGCCAGAAGUCUGAAGGUGCCUUAACUGUGGUGGAGAACACAGAGGAAGGUGAUGAAGAAGAGGAGGUGACCGUAGUCGAUGAUGAUGAAGGAGAUCUGGAGGUGGUCCAACCUACUGAGCAGUGGCAGACGCUCAAACCAGGCCAGGCAGUGCCAGCUGGUUCCCAUGUGAGGCUCAAUCUACAGACAGGAGAGAGGGAGGUCCGACUGGGAGAGGAGCAGCUCAAGUACUGGACUCAGGAGCACAGGGAGACGGAGGAGACCCGGUCGUCCUUCAGUCCAGAUGAGUUAAAACAAGCCAUGAAGAAGAUAAAGGAGGAUCUGAACCUCGCUGGCAAAGAUGCAGAUCCUCAGGAGUCUGUGGCGUCUCAGUAUCGCCCCCUGGAGGAGUUAAAGAAGGACAUGGCUCAGCUGGACCUGUUGGUGGAGACAGAUGUUCAGAUCAUGAGGCGCCUGCUGGACCAGUUCAACAGCAGCAACUCCACUACAGAGCAGAGACUGGGCAUCCUGCUGGAGCUGGAGUACAUGGUCCAUCAGGUGGAUAAUGCUGAGAACCUGUGCUCCAUGGGGGGUCUGCAGGUCAUUCUGGAAGGUCUGAACAGCUCCGACUUCAGGUUACAGGAAAACUCUGCCUUUGUCCUGGGGUCUGCUGUGUCCAGUAACCCGGCGGUUCAGGUGAGAGCCGUGGAAAGCGGCGCCCUGCAGACGCUGUUGACCAGUCUGGCUACUGUACAGCCGCUCAAUGUGAAAAAGAAGGUUCUGUUUGCAGUGGCCUCCCUCCUGCGCCACUUCCCCUACGCUCAGCAUCACUUCCUGUCACAUGGUGGGCUGCAGGUCCUGUUAGAGCUGUUCAGGGCCGAUGGAGGCGGAGUUCUACGCACACGCAUCGUCACCAUGCUGUAUGACAUGAUCAGCGAGAAGGAACUGAUCUCUCAGGCGGGUUUGGACUCGGUUCUGGACGCCUCCCAUGAGGAGCGGGUCCGUCAGUACUCCAUGGUGUCCCUGCAGGGCCAUCUGUUAGAGAAGGGCUGGUGCAGUCUGGUUCCUCAGCUGCUGGAGUCCACUGAGCACGACUACAGAGAGAAGGCUCUCCGAGCUCUGUUGGCGAUGGCUCCUGUGUGUUUGGAUCAGUACCGGUCAGACGGCGCUCUGCUGGACUCUCUGCUCUCUCUCAAAGACCAGUACCAGGAAAUGGUUCAUUCAGAAAUGAUUCUAGGGGAGGAGAACAGCUACUUUGCAGAGAUUGUGGAACUAAUAGAUGCGCUGCAAAUAAAAAUUAAAUGACUGGAAGAUUGUACAUGGACAUUACAGACCACUCCUUCACCGCUCCUCAAGUGCAUCAAACAACCACAGACUCAUGUUUGAACGGUUUGUCCAGAUGUUCACACCGCCUUAUCAUCUCCUCUGUCAUCCUGUUUGUGACAUGGAGAUGUUGAGGGGUUUAGCAGCUUUUCUAAGGCAUCUGGAGGAGAGAGGAGGCUUCCUGGAGGAGCUGUGAGUGAGAAUGCACGGGUGUCCCCUCAUAUUUUUUGCAGAAGUUUUGUUUGCACACAUCACAAUUAAUUAAUGUCACUUUUAAACAACAGCUCUCCUCCAGUUACAUUUCACUUGGGAGAAAGUGAGAUGGAAAUUAAGGAAGUGAGAAAUGGGAAUUGGUGGCCUUAUAGCUUUUGCAGGAUUAGAGGGGAUUAGGACAGAUUUUCAUUUUUUUCCUAAUAUUGUUGUGGGAAUGCAUUUUUAUUUUGUGCUGAUAAUUUAAAAAUAAAUUAUUUAAAAAUAA